This is a messenger RNA of Heterostelium album PN500, 276 nucleotides long. RefSeq lists its product as uncharacterized. Lineage: Eukaryota; Evosea; Eumycetozoa; Acytosteliales; Acytosteliaceae. The transcript has a single exon. The record is from RefSeq and is a predicted model, not a curated record. The coding region runs from base 1 to 276 and encodes 91 amino acids.
AUGGAUUUGAUUCGUAUGCAGAAUGCCAACGGUAGUUGGAAUGGUCCAUUGCCAUUCGCCACCUCCUCCAAGGUUCCAGAUGAACUCGCAGCCAUUCCAAACGUUUGGUUCACACUCUUGGUAGUUGCUAAAUUCAACAAGGAUUUCACCGACAAGAAGACUCAAUGGCAACAAAUCGUUAUCAAAGCAAUCAAGUGGAUCAAAUCACAAUUGGCCACCGCUUCACUCACCGAUCAAUAUGAUUCAUUGAAAUCAAAAUCCGAAUCAACUGUAUAA